This is a messenger RNA of Saccoglossus kowalevskii, 1260 nucleotides long. RefSeq names its product meiotic recombination protein SPO11-like. Gene Ontology annotation, cellular component: nuclear chromosome. Gene Ontology annotation, molecular function: DNA topoisomerase type II (double strand cut, ATP-hydrolyzing) activity; ATP binding; DNA binding. NCBI's taxonomy places the organism in Eukaryota, Metazoa, Hemichordata, Enteropneusta, Harrimaniidae. The record is from RefSeq and is a predicted model, not a curated record. Gene Ontology annotation, biological process: meiotic DNA double-strand break formation; reciprocal meiotic recombination; meiotic DNA double-strand break processing.
AUGGCAGUUUCCGUGUCCCUUGCACAGGCGGGCUGUGUGUCGUCUGCAAGUUUCGAAUCCUCGCAGUCUGCUGUGAACAAUGUUGUCGAAUCCUUGGAAAACUUACGUCAGAAAUUGUUACAGGAAUGGAGAUUUAGUUAUGCAAUGAAACCAAAGGUUGAGGAUGUGAGUGUCGUUACUAUGAACUAUAUUGAAAGAGAAGAGGUUCUUAGACGCUUAGAGUAUGUUGUUGAUAAUAUUUUAACGUCAUUAUCAAAAGACGAAUCUCCAAGUAUUGUGUACAACAGUCGAAGUACUUGGCAGAAUAUAAGGUUCACAGAGUCUGCAGGUUUGCAAAUGAUACCAAACACUCAUGCAACAGAAGUCAGAUUUGAUUCUCUGAACUCAGUUAACAAGUUUGCUACUACACUACAAGUGAUGGCAAUGUGUUAUAAACUAGUUCAGUCAAACACUUUUUCAACAAAAAGAGAUGUUUAUUAUAGUGACUGUCAACUAUAUGGUAGUCAGUCUGUUGUAGAUGGAAUUAUUGAUAACAUAUCUUGCAUGAUUAAAGUACCCAGAGAAGCAUUACAUGUGCUAGCAACAAGUAAAGGCUGGAUUGCUGGAGCUAUACAGUUCAAAGAUUGUGAUGCUGGUCAUAUUAUUGACUGUAGUAAAACGCAAACUGGGAUAGCCAUUCCUGCUAAUAUAAAUGCUGUAUCUGAAAUUGCUUCCUCUGCUAAGAUGGUAUUAAUUGUAGAAAAAGAUGCCAUCUUUCAGAAACUUCUUGAUGACAAGAUAUUUGAAAAGCUUCCACCAUGCAUUCUUAUAACUGGAAGAGGAUUUCCAGAUGUUGGUACACGAAAAAUGAUUAAAAAAUUAUGGAAUUGUUUACUUAUACCUAUCUUGGCUUUAGUAGAUGCGGAUCCACAUGGGAUGGAAAUACUAUUCGUUUAUAAAUAUGGAUCCAGGGGUUUGUCUUUCGACAAUGAACAGAUGGCAGUUCCUGUUAUCAAAUGGUUAGGUGUCUUACCAUCUGAUAUUGAUAAAUUACAUCUACCUAGAGACAGUCUAAUUCCACUGAGUAAACCUGAUUUAGAAAAAGCAAGAGAUUUAAUGAAGCGACCUUACUAUAUGUCUCAACCAAUGUUCAUGACUGAGAUGCAGAUUUUAUUAUCUAUGAAUCGUAAAGCUGAGAUUGAAGCAUUGACGUCCAUUUCAAGGAAUUAUUUGACAGAUGUAUAUCUACCUACAAAAAUAGCCAAUCAGGAAUGGAUAUAG